Ectocarpus sp. CCAP 1310/34 is the source of this 2704-nucleotide messenger RNA. NCBI's taxonomy places the organism in Eukaryota, Phaeophyceae, Ectocarpales, Ectocarpaceae. The record is from the annotation of a GenBank genome assembly.
GGGAACAACUGACUUCCGAGCAGAGGCACAGGCAGAACGGGGGAGAAGCGUGUAGAUUACUUACUGGGUACAUCCACAUAGAGAGAGCAAUGAGUCCCACGGCGACGUGUCCGUGGUGGACGCGGUACCCUUCUCCGUCUUCGUCGGUGAGUGUCCGGGCAAUGAAGCCGGGUCCUCCUCAGCGGAUAGUACCCUCGUCGCUGCUGCUCAGGGUGUUCAACGUCCUGCUGCUGCUCAGCUGUUCGCCGGUGGGCAGCAUCACGGCUCAUGGUGCUGUUGCAGGGGCGAAGGCCGACGACAGCGGCGGCGCGAAGGAGGCGGCGCCGCCCUCGGCGUCGGCACUCCGGUCCGGGGCGGAGCUGGCCAUCUCCAAGGGGGAGCACGAGAAGGCGAUCCGCCUCUUCUCGCAGGUAAUCGAGCUAGAGCCCAAGAACGAGCGGAACUUCUACAAGCGCUUCCGCGUGUUCCUGUCGAGACGCAAGUACGCCGAGGCCAUCCAGGACCUUUCCCGGGCGCUGGAGCUCAAGCCCAAGUACAAGCAGGCGUUGGCCCAGCGCGCGAAGUUGCUUCGCAUGAUGGGUCAGUGCGAGGAAGCCGCCAAGGACUACGCCGCCCUCGAGGUGAUAGACCCCAAGCACGCCGACCUCGAAAACCUCUACCCUCUGGCGAUCACCUGCGCGCAGCGCUUGGCUGAGGGGGCCGCCGCGGAAGCGCAGAAGAAGUGGGAGGCUGCCGCGGAAGCGUACGACGCCAUCCUGGACGAGCAGCUUGACCUUGUCGGGGCGGAGCUCCUCAUGCGGCGAGCCCGGUGCCACUUCGCGCUCGGGCGGUGGCUGCAGGCCGCGGCGGACGCGGGAAGGGCGGCGAAGGUGGCGUCGGAGGCAGAUGACGACAAGGCGGCAAGAGAGCGGGCGGAGGCGUUGGAGCUGCGCGGGCGGUGCUACAUUCACCUCGGGGACUACGAGCUCGCUGGCAACCACUUCCGACAGGUACUUCUCGACGACCCCGACAACGGUCCUUGCCGCGAGCAGCACCGGCGUUGUCGCGCCGUGGUGAAGAAGGUGGAGGCCGGCGCCGAGCUGCUAAGCGGCGGCGACGUCGCCGGCGCGACGAAGGCGUGGAGGGCCGCGACGGCGCUGGAGCCGGACAAUCCGGCGUUGUUAGGGCCGUUGCUGUUGAGGAUUGCUUCGGCGCAUCUCGGCGCGAAGGACUGGGCCGAGACCAAGAGGGCCGCCCAGGAGUGCCUCAACACACACCCCGAUGGAGAGGUUGGGGCCCAGGCGGAGAUCGUGAUGGGAGAUGUCCACCAGGCGGCGGAGGAGUUCCAAGAGGCGGUGAACGCCUACGCCAGAGCGGAGACCAAGGUCAAGGAGAUCGGCAUGGAGGUCUUGGACCAGGCUAGAGCAAAGCUCAAGCAGGCCAACAUCUUGCUGGAGCAGAGCAAGAAGAAGCAGUACUACAAGAUUCUUGGGGUCCCACGAAAUGCUGACCUGGCUCAGAUCAAGAAGGCAUAUCGAGACCUGGCCAAGAUCCACCACCCGGACAAGGUGCAGGGAGAAGAGGAAAAGCUAAAGUCGGAGAAGAUUUUCCAGGAGGUUGCCGAGGCGUACGAGGUGCUGGGAGAUGAGGAGCUCCGCGGAAAGUACGACCGAGGAGAAGAGGUGUUCGAAAACCAGGGAGGUGGUGGCGGGGGGCAACGCAGAGGCGGUCAGCAGUUCCACUUCAACCACGGGGGCGGGAAGCAACACUUCCAGCGCACGCACGUCCGUUUCGGCUGAGGAUGUGGCGCGUGGUGAUGAUGUCUUGUCGCUGUUGGUGGCAGCAGCACCAAGUUGCAAGUACUACUAGUUUUCCUUGGUCCCUCCGCAAUAGCGAACGCCGAUUUGAAGCGAUGAACUGUUGGGUGUUUUUGUCGUGACGUGCCCCCACCCCGUACGUACCGUUGCUGGAUGUUCUUUAUCGGCGUGCUGCGGGAAGUCGCGGACAGCAGAGGGCGUUGGAAGAGGGUCUUGUACGUAUGUGUGAAAUAGCAUUAGGAGACAGAAGAACAGGCAUGCUGGUAGAGGACCGAUCGCACCCGUAACGUAACGGUCCCAGUUUAGUGUCGUCGGAAAUACCUCAGGAGUGUUAAGUCAAUAUGACGCAUUAAAAAAGAGAGAGACCACUGGCCUCUUCGUUAACUUUUUUUCAACUGUGCAUGGCAUGGUCGGUGGGCGUAGUCUUGAGGGGGGUGAGGCUUGUGCGGCAUCACGCUUGUAAUCUUGCCGGAUGACGACAAUAGAGCAUUGUCCUUCGGCCUGAUGUUGGCAGAGCUACAAGUCACAUCCCCGCAGAAUGUGAGGGAGUUGGUGUAGUUUCCCGAAAAACACAGCUCAAACUUCGGUGAUGUGUCCAGGAAAGGAAGGAGAAUCGUCCGUAGGUACCACACGCGACCGGCGGCAGUAUCUCCCGAGACUGGUGAAAUGAAGAUUUUCUGGUUGCAGUGAUGGUCCUCGCAACUCUGACAUGCGUACUGUAGAAAAAUGCCGAUCUAUGUAGCUGCAGCUGUAAGGCUCAACAAAGCAAGCACAACCGCCUGCCGGAGGGAAAAGCGGGCUACGAAUGCAGGUACAUGUAGUCAUCCACAAAAUUACGAGCUUCCGUUUCCCCACACCGAAUGUCCGGGACAAGUUGUCCAACAGCGGGAGGAACACGAACUCUUCGA